AUGCCCCCCAAGAAGGCCACCAACGCCGACGACGCCGGCGCCGGCAGCACCCACGGCUACACCGACGGCGAGAUCCAGCUCAUGAUCGCCCUCAUCAAGCGCAUCCCGCGCCCCGCCACCUUCGACGCCGACCAGAUCGCCGUCGACAUCGGCUCCGCCAGCGGCAGCAGCGUCAAGAAGCGCAUCAGCAACGCCGUCGCCAAGUACGGCUGGUUCGCCGGCGGCACCGCCACUGCCUCCGACGGCGACUCCGCCACCCCCGCCGCGACCCCCGUCAAGAAGCCCCGCGCCAAGCGCACCCCCAAGAAGAAGGCCCCCGACAGCGCCGAUGACGACGAGGAGGGUGCCGAGGAGACUCCCAAGAAGAAGAAGGCGCGUACGAGCAAGGCCAAGACUAAGGUUGAGCCUGAGGCUGAGGCGGAGGCUGAGGAGGAGAAGAAGGUUGUCAAGGAGGAGAGUGGUGAGGGUGCUGGUGGCGAGGAGGGCGAGGGCCAGAUUUGA
Messenger RNA from Colletotrichum karsti, 501 nucleotides. RefSeq lists its product as uncharacterized. Bases 1 to 501 code for a protein of 166 amino acids. The transcript has a single exon. The record is from RefSeq and is a predicted model, not a curated record. NCBI's taxonomy places the organism in Eukaryota, Fungi, Ascomycota, Sordariomycetes, Glomerellales, Glomerellaceae.